CGACACCACCAUGCCCCAACCAGAGAACGACCAAAUCUCUGGAAACCCUUCUCAGGAUACCGUUUCGGUCUCGCGGAAACGGACCCACCCAGAGGACUUUAAGCGCGCUUACAAAGCAUGCAUCAAUUGCAGACAAAGGAAGGCGAAGUGCAUCUUAGGCACGGGACCUGAUGGAAGUGAGUUGAAACCGCCAUGCCAACGAUGUAGGAGAGAAAUGAGAGAGUGUGUCUUCAGGUCGGAACGAUCCUGGGUGAAGAGACGCAAGCCUAGUGAGAAUGCAUCCGCCGAAGAGAACGCAGACACAGCUGCCCGUCCGGAUGGGAUGCCGUCAAAUGACACUGGGAAUGCUAGCUCCCAGCAACCAUCAAUGCACAGACUGUCUGCUUCAGGACAUGUGGUGACACCAAUUGAUACUCCCCAUGGCCUUGACAGGUCGGAUCAUGAGUCCAUACUCUCCCCUCCGGCAAGGUUGCGUCGAAUAUCAACAUCUCAGCCUGUAGAUUUGGCGAACUCUGUCAUGAGAACAGUGGUGUCUAGCGGUAAUGAUGCACUCAAUUUACUUUUCGAGGCGGCGCAUCACCGAGAUGCCAUCGACUCUCAAGAUCUUGGAGCAAGCGGAUCUCAGCCGUACGAGACGCCACGGUCUGGGCCAUCCAUCCCAAAUCCUUCUUCGCCAUUCACAUUCAAGGCUCAGCCUGUACAAAUGUCUCAACCUUCCCCAGAAACUCUCAAAAUCUGGACAUCGUGCCGUUAUGUGCAGAUGGGGUGGUUCUCUGCUCAUGAGGCGGUCACAUACGUUGAUCUCUUCUUCAAGAAUUGUUCGCCACUAUCACCAAUUCUUUCUGAUUUCUACUCCCAUCACUCGAACCAUUACUCACUGAUCGCACUCGAUCCUUUCCUGUGUGUCACGAUUCUUAUGAUUUCCUCCCGUUAUAACAUCUUGCCUGGAGUUGGUGGAGCCUCUCGUGGCUACUUUGUACAUGACCGGCUGUGGGAGCAAUGCCAAAGGUUCAUCAUGAAGAUUAUGCUGGGGCAAGUCAAACCCUCCAAAGCGCAAACUCGGACUAUUGGAUCAAUCGAAGCACUGCUUCUCCUCUCAGAGUGGCAUCCAAGAGCGCUCCACUUUCCUACGGCGAGUGAUGGGUGGGAUUGCGAGUUGAUGAUUGGGAUUAAUAACCAUACCGCAGAAGGCGCUAAAAUCCUCGAAGGGGAUUCCACGCCAAAUAGAUGGCUUGAGGAUGUCAUAGAGCCUGCUAAACGAUCCGACCGGAUGUCCUGGAUGCUAAUGGGAUGUGCCCUGUCUCUUGCUCAAGAGCUAGGCCUUUUCGAAGACAAUAGCAAUGUGGAGAAAGACCAUGUCUCAUACCCCAAGUUCUCCACCGAGUACCUAGUUCUGCGCCGCAUUCGAGCACGGAAAUUAUUGUUUGUUUUCAUUGAGCAGCUCUCUUGGAGACUAGGGUGCACGUCAAUGAUCCCACAAAGCCUCAACCAUGCAUUGAUGGAGAAGAUCCCAGUCGACUCUACAACCGGAGCUGUAGAGCAAUGGCAAUCAUUCAUGAGUGCUUGGGUUGAACUCACCAAAUUAGCGAGAUCCGUCUCUGACACAGUGUAUCCUUCUGCAGCCUUCACUCGCAACCUAUUGCGAAGCGGUCGAUAUAUUGGGCUCCUGGAACAUUUCCAGCCAUUAUUAACAACAUGGAGGAGGAAAUACCUUGACCCCUGCAAACUCAAGGUUGGUCUGCACGACAUGCUCACCAUCGAAUACGAGUAUGUGAGGAUAUAUACCAACUCACUCGGCAUGCAAGCUGUGGUUGAACGCACACUUGCAGAGGCAGAUCCCGAUGGUCCUCAAGAAGAUAUACUCCAAAUGACGAUCGAGCCAAGGGAUUACGACUUCAUAUCUGAGGUCGUUGAUGGCAGUCGCAAGAUUCUUCAAAAGGUCAGCCAGCUCGCCGAGUCGGGGGCCUUGCGGUAUUCUCCUGUUCGGAUUUUCCUUCGCAUCACAACCUCCUCAAUCUAUCUCAUCAAAGGACUCAGCCUUGGAGUGAGAAACGCCAAGUUGCAAUCCUCGCUUGACAUUCUCGACCGCGCUAUCCAUGCUAUGCGCUCAAGCACGCUAGACGAUAUGCACCUCGCGUCUCGUUAUGCCAACCUUCUCGAAGUACAUGUUGCUCGUCUUCGAGAUAGCUUUAUCGUAUCCUCUCGACCCCCUCGUUUGCCACCACGAGAUGCUCCUCUUGACAAAAAUGCGACCACCGGCAUGGAUUUCUUAAAUAACCAUAAUGCUGGGGGGUCAGGAAUUGCAGCACUAGCAGAAGAUGUUACGGGCCUGAUGCCGGAUGAUGACUGGCUGGCACUUCCCUUCGAUCCAUCGAUGGCACCUUUUGGACUUGAUAGUCAACAGAGCUUCCAGGGAUUUGAUGAUGGAACUUUGGACUUCAUCUGGAAUUUGCCGAUGUGAGAGAUGAUUAGAUGAAACAUGAUAAUUCCAAUUUAUUGAAGGGUCAAUAUCUAAACGAUGAAGUUGAGUGAGUUUGACACUGAGACUAUAUGUUUUAUGUGCAUCCAGCUGUUCUUAAUUCAUAACACAUUCUCUUCAGUGGUGGUGUUAAAGGAUGCUUAUUUUGUAAUGCAAUCUUCCUUAUCU
Molecule: messenger RNA, 2647 nt
Organism: Lindgomyces ingoldianus
Lineage: Eukaryota; Fungi; Ascomycota; Dothideomycetes; Pleosporales; Lindgomycetaceae
Exons: 2
Coding region: 11-2461 (816 amino acids)
Biological process (GO): positive regulation of transcription by RNA polymerase II; aromatic amino acid catabolic process
Cellular component (GO): nucleus
Molecular function (GO): DNA-binding transcription factor activity, RNA polymerase II-specific; zinc ion binding
Source: RefSeq, a predicted model, not a curated record